UGGGGGAGUGUGGGAAAGAGCAGCGCUGGAGCGUCCCAGCAGCGAGGUGGCCACGUGCAAGACUUGGGGCGCCAGCCUGGGGGCACUGGUAGAACCGGAGGCUGCCGUGGAAAGUCCUCCCUGCACGGCAGGAGGGGGCUGACUGGGGGAGGGACGGCGGUUUAGGGCCUAGGGGGCCACGUGACCCUCCCCCAGGAAUGCGGUGACGUCACUGGGGGCGUGGCUGUCCCCAAAAUUGGGGAGGAAGGGGAAAAAAAAAAGCCAGAAAAAGUUUCUUUCCUGGAGUCCCAAAAGAGGUGUGGGACGGAAGAAGGGGUCAAGACCAGAGGCUUGGGACUACACGGGGGCCGAUCGCUGUCUGGAGUCCCCUGUUCCAGGCCAUGUCGGGGCCCACCUGGCUCCCCCCAAAGCAGCUGGAGCCUGCCAGAGCCCCUCUGGGAAGAGCACUCUCCCGAGGUGCCCCGGGGCCGCCGCCAGCCCACGGAGCAGCACUUCAGCCCCACCCCAGGGUCAAUUUUUGCCCCCUCCCAUCUGAGCAGUGUUACCAGGCCCCGGGGGGACCGGAUGAUCGGGGGCUAGCCUGGGUGGGGUGCCAUGGAGCACCCCAGCGCUCACAGGGGCUCCCCCAAGACAGGGGGGCCUUGCGCCCAGGAAGUCUGGAUGCUGAAAUAGACUCGCUGACCAGCAUGCUGGCUGAACUGGAUGGAGGUCGUGGUCAUGCCCCACGGCGGUCAGACCGGCAGGCUUAUGAGCCCCCUCAGCCCCAUGCCUACCGCACGGGCUCAGGUUCCCUGAAGCCGAAUGGAGGGGGUGUUCCGAUUCCUCCCCAACAGCUCUCUGCGCCCUCCUAUGGGGGUCCCACUCCGGCCUCCUAUGCUACAGCCAGCACCCCCGCCGGUCCUGCCUUCCCCGUGCAAGUGAAGGUGGCACAACCGGUGAGAGGCUGUGGCCCCCCAAGGCGGGGGGCCUCUCAGGCCUCCGGGGCCCUCCCGGGCCCCCACUUUCCUCUCCCAGGCCGAGGUGAAGUGUGGGGGGCUGGCUAUAGGAGCCACCGUGAGCCAGGUCCAGGGGGUAAAGAGGAGGCCGCAGGAGGACGAGGUGGCAGGUAUGGACCCCAGGUCCCCCUGAGCCAGCCUCCUGAAGAGGAGCUUGAGAGGCUGACCAAGAAGCUGGUGCACGACAUGAACCACCCUCCCACAGGGGAGUACUUUGGGCGGUGUGGCGGCUGUGGAGAAGAUGUGGUUGGGGAUGGGGCUGGGGUUGUGGCCCUGGACCGUGUCUUUCACGUCGGCUGCUUUGUGUGUUCUACGUGCCGGGCCCAGCUUCGGGGCCAGCAUUUCUAUGCCGUGGAGAGGAGGGCGUACUGUGAGAGCUGCUACGUGGCCACCCUGGAGAAGUGCUCCACAUGCUCCCAACCCAUCCUGGACCGGAUCCUACGGGCGAUGGGGAAGGCCUACCACCCUAGCUGCUUUACCUGUGUGGUGUGCCACCGUGGCCUCGAUGGCAUCCCUUUCACGGUGGAUGCCACCAGCCAGAUCCACUGCAUUGAGGACUUCCACAGGAAGUUUGCCCCACGAUGCUCAGUAUGUGGCGGGGCCAUCAUGCCUGAGCCAGGUCAGGAGGAGACCGUACGAAUUGUUGCUCUGGAUCGCAGUUUUCACGUUGGCUGUUAUAAGUGCGAGGAGUGUGGGCUGCUGCUCUCUUCCGAGGGUGAGUGUCAGGGCUGUUACCCGCUGGAUGGGCACAUCUUGUGCAAGGCUUGCAGUGCCUGGCGCAUCCAGGAGCUCUCAGCCACCGUCACCACUGACUGCUGAGUCUCCCCAGAAGCACCUGCUGCAUUCUCCCACCCUCCCUGACAUCUACCCUUACAACUUUGUCACCAAAUGCUGUCUCCUCUUCCUCCAAUCAUGAAAUAAUAAUCCCUCAAGAGUUUACAAAACCCA
Molecule: messenger RNA, 1943 nt
Organism: Prionailurus viverrinus (fishing cat)
Lineage: Eukaryota; Metazoa; Chordata; Mammalia; Carnivora; Felidae
Gene: TRIP6
Product: thyroid hormone receptor interactor 6
Exons: 9
Coding region: 381-1814 (477 amino acids)
Biological process (GO): positive regulation of non-canonical NF-kappaB signal transduction
Source: RefSeq, a predicted model, not a curated record